Messenger RNA from Erigeron canadensis, 2078 nucleotides. Its product is annotated as serine/threonine-protein kinase GRIK2-like. Lineage: Eukaryota; Viridiplantae; Streptophyta; Magnoliopsida; Asterales; Asteraceae. Gene Ontology annotation, biological process: intracellular signal transduction; protein phosphorylation. Gene Ontology annotation, molecular function: ATP binding; protein serine/threonine kinase activity. Gene Ontology annotation, cellular component: cytoplasm. The record is from RefSeq and is a predicted model, not a curated record. The transcript is spliced from 13 exons. Bases 528 to 1817 code for a protein of 429 amino acids.
GAAGGUGUUCCAGCCUCGCAAGCUACCAAAGUUUUUCUCAAACCAACAUAAUAACCCUACACCCAACGCGCCUCCCACGCGCCGCCAUAUAUCUUCCAAUUCCCCCGCAAUUCAUCUGAAAACUUCCACUACUGUCUCUACUUCCCCUUCAAUUAUUUAAUUAUUCCACCCUAAUUCUAUUUUCCUUUAUUCCACGGAUGAAGGGAAACUUUUGAAGGAAUAGUGUUUGGUGGCAAAUAUAUACAUAUAAUUAUAAUAUUGGUGAAGGCUGUGCAGUCUUUAUCAAACCGAAAGGUGUUUUGGUUUUGAGAGGAGAUGUUGUGGGCUUUGAACCGAAACGGUGUCCAUUUGAUCAAUUGCAUAUUUCAUUUUUCCGAAUGGCAUCCGCUGGAGUCCACUCACUUUUCUAAUUAGCUUCCGGUUUCAUUCCUUUGGCACCUCCCCUUUUUAUAUCUUUGUAUCAGGUUUUGUUUUGUUUAAGUUGGUGAUUUGUUAAAGUUAUACUUUUGAGGAAACUUCAAGUUUCCAUGUUUUUCAAGGGACAUUCUCUUGCAACCGUGGCUGAAAUGGGCUGCUGUGGUUGUUUUGGGUUUUCUUUUGCCAGAAAUGAAAAGAAACCUAACCCCGUGAUGCACAAUGGAAAUCACAUUUCACAGCAGUUGUUGUUAGAUGACGAUGUAGAGUAUGAGGAAGAGGACGAUGAAGUAGAAGAAGAUAAUGAUAAUCGCUCCUAUGGUGAGGACAUGUCCGAUAAUGAAAAGCGAGAUCAUGAAGAGUUCAGGAACCCAUCUAAGCGCUCUGAGGAUAUUCUUUUGUACAGGACGCAAAACGGGUUGAUUUGCAGGGAGUUCCCUGUUAAGGAAACACACAAAGUUGUCCGAUCAGAGGAUGAGAACGGGAACAAGAUGGUAAACGAGUAUGUUCGAGAGUAUAAAAUUGGCUCUGGUAGCUAUGGGAAAGUGGUUCUUUACCGUAGCCAGGUCGAUGGGCAGCAUUAUGCAAUUAAGGCCUUUCACAAGUCUCAUUUGUUGAAGCUACGAGUUGCCCCAUCUGAAACUGCGAUGACUGAUGUUCUCCGCGAGGUAUUAAUCAUGAAAAUGUUAAAUCAUCCCAAUAUAGUAAAUUUGAUCGAGGUAAUUGAUGACCCAAACACCGAUCACUUCUACAUGGUGUUAGAGUACGUCGAGGGCAAAUGGGUCUUUGAGGGUGCUGGACCCGCAGGUGGUUUAGGACAACGUGUUUCAAGGAGAUAUCUGCGUGAUAUUGUUUCUGGGUUGAUGUAUCUCCAUUCCCAUAAUAUCGUCCAUGGUGACAUAAAACCUGAUAAUUUACUCGUUACUGCCACUGGCACGGUGAAGAUUGGUGAUUUCAGUGUCAGCCAAGUUUUUGAGGAUGAAAAUGACGAACUUCGUCGCUCCCCUGGGACUCCUGUUUUUACUGCUCCUGAAUGCUGUUUAGGUCUGACUUAUCAUGGCAAAGCUGCUGAUACAUGGGCGGUUGGAGUUACCUUAUAUUGCAUGAUAAUGGGACAAUAUCCUUUUCUUGGAGACACUUUGCAAGAUACAUAUGAUAAGAUCGUUAACGAUCCAAUGCGGCUCCCAUCGGGUAUGAACCCACUACUUAAGAACCUACUUGAGGGUCUUCUCUGCAAAGACCCCACAAAGAGACUGACUCUAGAGAAAGUUGCAGCUCAUCCUUGGGUGGUGGGAGAUGAGGGACCAAUGCCUCACUUUCUUUGUUGGUGCAAACGAAACAAAUUACGAAGGGAGCAAAUGUCAGAUGGGAUCAUAACAGAUGCUCUCAUUAAUACUAACUGAAAACUUUUGUGUCGCGAAGGGUUUUUUUUUCUUUCUUUUGUAUAGUAAGAGUUUGUUUGAGAGCUUUAAGAAGUAAAUGAUCUUGAAAAAAAUUUAGAGAUUUUGUGGGGGGUUACCUUGUUAAAAAUGAUAUGCGACCUUUUGAUUUUGAGUUCACGAUAAUUUGUAUUUUUUUUGUAGCCCGGUCUUGAAAAAGGGAUUGAAAUUCAGAUAAUGGUAUUGGAACAGUAUAUUGAUUGCAAUCGAUAUUUUGUGUGUAAA